Neltuma alba is the source of this 528-nucleotide messenger RNA. RefSeq names its product putative receptor-like protein kinase At4g00960. The transcript is spliced from 2 exons. Gene Ontology annotation, biological process: protein phosphorylation. Bases 20 to 454 code for a protein of 144 amino acids. NCBI's taxonomy places the organism in Eukaryota, Viridiplantae, Streptophyta, Magnoliopsida, Fabales, Fabaceae. Gene Ontology annotation, molecular function: protein kinase activity. The record is from RefSeq and is a predicted model, not a curated record.
UAUAUCUCCUGAAUAUGCAAUGCAAGGGCAAUUUUCAGAGAAAUCAGAUGUUUUCAGUUUUGGAGUUCUAGUGCUAGAGAUUAUUAGUGGAAGAAGCAAUUGUAGAUUGUAUGAGAUGGAGGGAUCUCAAACCCUUUUAGGCUAUGUAUGGAAGCUAUGGAAUGAAAACGACCUGGUGUCCAUUAUUGAUUCAGAAAUAGAAUAUCAAGGUUCUUAUGAGGAUAUUUUGCGGUGCAUACAUAUAGGAUUACUUUGUGUGCAAGAAUUAGCAAAAGAGCGGCCAACUAUGGCCAAUGUAGUGUCGAUGCUUAGUAGUGAGAUUGCUAAUCUUCCUAUUCCAAGGCAACCUGCAUAUAUACUAAAUGAGACAGAGUUCAAUUUGAAGUCUGCUUCAGAAACACAGGGUUUGCACUCUGCUAACUUUGUUAGCAUUACUGACAUAAGUGGGAGAUAAUAUUGCAAAUGCAAUAAGACAUGAUUGUUAAACUUCACUUAUCUAUUAUGGAUGAUUAUUUCAUUAGACUUAAU